Molecule: messenger RNA, 1650 nt
Organism: Sesamum indicum (sesame)
Lineage: Eukaryota; Viridiplantae; Streptophyta; Magnoliopsida; Lamiales; Pedaliaceae
Source: RefSeq, a predicted model, not a curated record
CGUAGUCCCACGAGAAUGCCACGUGUCAUUCGGCAUCACCACCACCACCAAGUGCAAGUAGUAUUCUGCUAAGUGCUAACGCCACCCUCUUCCUAGACGAGUCUCCCCCUCCGCUCCCCUCCCUUUCUCUCUCUCACGUACAACACGGACUGCACGUCGGGAAGAAAUGUCUGUGUUGCGGACGGUUUUCCUGCAAACUUUGCCGGCUUCGAUUUCGCCGUUCUCAACGCCGUCGUCUUCUGCGGGUAACUGCGUCUCCGUGAAAUUCUCUGUUUCGUGUUGCUCGGCGGCGUCGCCAGUUACUUUGGUGAAUGGGAAUGUGGAUAAGAAGCCUUUGGAGAGGAAUGAAGUUCGGCUUGGAUUGCCGAGUAAAGGACGAAUGGCUACAGACACUCUUGAUCUUCUCAAGGAUUGUCAAUUGUCAGUGAGACAGGUGAAUCCACGGCAGUAUGUGGCGGAAAUUCCUCAGCUUUCAAAUUUAGAAGUUUGGUUUCAGCGGCCGAAGGACAUUGUGAGGAAAUUGGUAUCCGGAGAUUUAGACCUUGGAAUUGUUGGUUUGGACACAAUAAACGAAUAUGGGCAGAAUGAAGAUCUCAUUAUUGUCCAUGAUGCUCUUGAGUAUGGAGAUUGCCGUUUAUCUCUGGCGAUUCCAAAUUAUGGCAUAUUUGAGAAUGUAAAUUCUUUGAAAGAGCUAGCACAGAUGCCACAAUGGACGACCGAGAGACCUCUAAGAGUCGCUACUGGAUUUACAUAUUUGGGUCCCAAGUUUAUGAAGGAAAAUGGAAUGAGAUAUGUCACCUUUUCUACUGCUGAUGGUGCUUUGGAAGCAGCUCCUGCUAUGGGGAUAGCUGAUGCUAUUGUGGAUCUUGUAAGUAGUGGAACAACACUGAGAGAAAAUAAUUUGAAAGAAAUUAAAGGUGGAGUUAUCUUGGAAAGUCAGGCUGUUCUUGUUGCUAGUAGAAGGUCAUUGGUCCAGCGAAAAGGUGUGCUUGAUAUCACUCAUGAAAUGCUUGAGAGAUUAGAGGCACGUUUAAUGGCUGUUGGUCAGUUCACGGUAACUGCAAACAUGAGAGGAAGCAGCGCGGAUGAAGUGGCUGAGCGAGUUCUAGGCCAACCAUCUUUAUCUGGGUUACAGGGACCGACUGUUAGCCCAGUAUUUUGUAAACGUGAUGGACGAGUGGUAGCAGACUAUUAUGCCAUAGUUAUUUGUGUACCAAAAAAAGCACUUUACAAGUCUGUUCAGCAGCUCAGGGUGAUUGGAGGUAGCGGGGUUCUGGUUUCUCCUCUGACCUACAUCUUCGAUGAGGAAACUCCAAGAUGGCGCCAGCUUCUUUCAAACUUGGGACUUUAAUCAUAUACCAUACAUACGACCUCGGGAGAAGUCAUGAGCUGCAGCUCUGAGAAAUUAAAGAUACUUAUAUAUACACUUUUUCAGUGGAGAUGCCAAUAUUUGUUUUAGAUUGGUAGGACAGGCUUAUCAUCUCUUGUUGCAUCUAAAAUAAGAUGAUAGCUAUGGCCACAUACUGUUGUUAAGUUUCAGGCGAAUGAUCGCGGAUCUUCUCUUUUAAUUUGUAUGAGAGGGAACGGAUUAAACUAAAAACUCCUGUUGAGAACAUCUAUUUAUAUUCACGGAUAUACGUUUUCUGCUUA